This is a messenger RNA of Lolium rigidum, 1050 nucleotides long. RefSeq names its product WAT1-related protein At1g09380-like. NCBI's taxonomy places the organism in Eukaryota, Viridiplantae, Streptophyta, Magnoliopsida, Poales, Poaceae. Gene Ontology annotation, molecular function: transmembrane transporter activity. Gene Ontology annotation, cellular component: plasma membrane. The transcript is spliced from 7 exons. Bases 19 to 1050 code for a protein of 343 amino acids. The record is from RefSeq and is a predicted model, not a curated record.
GCGAGGCCGGCGGCGGGGAUGGUCGUGGUGCAGAUGCUAUUCUCCGUGCUGAACAUCCUCAUCAAGCUCGCGCUCAACGACGGCAUGGACGCCCGCGUCCUGGUGGCCUACCGCUUCAUGUUCGCCGUCGUCUUCCUGUGCCCCAUCGCCUUCUUCGUCGAGAGGAACACAAGGCCACCACUAUCCAGGAAGGUCGUACUACACUUGUUCUUGUGUGGGCUGUUCGGAUUUACUAUAAACCAGAACCUGUACGUGCUGGCCAUAAAGUUAACUUCGGCAACCUUUGUUACAGCUAUCGCCAACCUGACACCUGCAGCAACCUUCAUUCUUGUGAUAUUGACAAGGCUUGAGACUUUGAAACUUAAGAAGCGUGCUGGGCAAGCAAAAUUUGUGGGAACCCUUAUCGGCAUGGGUGGUGCAAUGUUGCUUACAUUCUAUAAGGGGCCAGAGUUGAAGUUUCUUCGUCGGCUGCCGCGUCCCAAGCUUGUACACAUCACCAAAGCCCACCACACCCACCCACCAUCAAGUGGUAAUCAAAUUCUUGGCUCAUUUCUUGGCAUCACCAGUUGUUUCAGCUACGCUACAUGGCUUGUCAUCCAGGCGAAAGUGGGUGAAGUGUAUCCAUGCCACUACUCGAUUGCUGCAAUGGUGUGUCUCUUCGGUGCAAUCCAGUCGACUAUAAUGGCAGCUUGUGUGGAGAGAGACAAGGAACAGUGGAGGCUAGGCCUAAACAUUAGACUCUACUCGUCAGCUUACGCGGGCUUGGUAGCAUCAGGAUUCGCGUUCCCGUUACUAUCAUGGUGCCUGCGAAAGAAAGGGCCCCUCUUUAUCGCUGUGUUCAGCCCAUUGAUGCUCAUCUUCGUCGCAGUUCUGAGCUCCAUUCUUCUCAACGAGGCGUUGUACCUCGGGAGUGUGCUUGGUUCUAUACUAAUUGUGGGUGGCCUAUACCUGGUUCUUUGGGGCAAAGCGAAGGAACAAGCUGAGGUGUCCAAAGAUGACGAUAUGGGCAGGGAAUCCAUUCCUAUGACUGCUACCAGUGAAAUGAAAUAA